Messenger RNA from Manihot esculenta (cassava), 3690 nucleotides. Its product is annotated as E3 ubiquitin-protein ligase HOS1. Gene Ontology annotation, molecular function: ubiquitin-protein transferase activity. Gene Ontology annotation, biological process: protein ubiquitination. The coding region runs from base 343 to 3132 and encodes 929 amino acids. The record is from RefSeq and is a predicted model, not a curated record. The transcript is spliced from 11 exons. NCBI's taxonomy places the organism in Eukaryota, Viridiplantae, Streptophyta, Magnoliopsida, Malpighiales, Euphorbiaceae.
UGCGCCUAUGGCACCACCUUCCACCGUUCUUUUAGUCUUUUUGUUUUCUUAAGCCCUAAACGCUCCACUGCGAUAUUUUCUUCCUCACCUGAGGUACUCUGCUUUUGAUUCUUAACUGACGUUUUGAAAGCAUUUCCUCCAGCUUUCUAGAGAAAAAUGGAGCGAAAUCAUCUCAACGGUCGGAUUUCACCCUCCACCCCUGCCGAUCGCGGCAGCACAGCUAGAUCCGUCACACCGCCUCUGCAACCCAACUACAGUAGCCGAGCCGUUCAAAUGUUUGGACUACCUUCCUGGUAAAUUCAGAUGGUCAUGUGAUUACCUGAUUUGGAAAGCAAGGAUUUAAUGGGGAGCUACUGGGUGGAGGCGUUGGAACACUUGGCAUCUGUUGAUUUAAUUGAGUUGUGCAGUGAAGCAAAAGUAGAGCGCUGUCGGGCAACUAGGGAUUUGAGAAGCUGUGGGCGCUAUGUGCAGUAUGCAUUGGUCUCAUGUGGGCAUGCUUCCUUAUGUUCAGAAUGUUGUCAACGGUGUGAUCUUUGCCCAAUUUGUAGGAUCCCCAUUCCAAAGAGCACAAAUAGGCUCCGUUGUCGCCUUUACUAUGAGUGCAUAGAGGCUGGCCUUAUUUCAAAAAAAUGCGAUGAGAGAUUUCAUGAGAAAGAUGAGGACAAUCAAUUGACUGCUGAUGUCCAGCGUCUUUAUUCUUUAUUUGAUGUUGCUAUGGAAAAUAACUUGGUUUCUUUGAUUUGCCACUACGUUACAGAUGUUUGUAUGGAUGAAAGUGCUGUGUCUAGCGAUCCCGUCAUUGCUUUCUUACUGGAUGAAGUUGUUGUGAAGGAUUGGAGCAAGCGGACCUUCAGAAACAUUGUAUUUGAACUUCAAGGGAUAUAUAAUCUGGAAACAGAAGAAAUGAAAACUAAGUUGAAUUUUCUUAUGAAGCACUCAAUGCAUCUGGCUGGAUUAUCGAAUGUGCUUGAAGUUUUGGAGUCAUCCUUUAAGGGUAAUCUUUCAGCACAGUUUAAUGAUCUGCAGAUCCUUCAAGAGAGCAUUUUAAAGACAAAACAGCAUCUGGAGAUUAUGAAGUGGUGUAUCAGACACCAAUUUUUGGAGGAUCUAAAGUCUGGUCAUGCUAAUUUUACAUCUUGGUGCUCUGUAGUCCGUGAAAGGAAAUCUGCUGCAAUUAUGCGUUCAUGGCCUGAUGUAGUAAAUCAAUCUGCUGAGUCAAAUAUGCUGACUGGUUCCUUGUUCAUCGAAGAUGCUUUAGCAAAUCUUGAGAUAGAGCAAGAGUACAUACAGGAAAUGGGGGAUGAAUUACAACUUGCAUCUUUGCAGAAAGAUCGUGGAUCAUUUUUUAGGUCUAAGAUAGAGGGAGUGACAGGGUGCUAUCCAUUUGAAAGUCUUCGUGUUGCUGUUGAUGUUCUCUUUUUACAUGGAAGUUCUGAUUUGGUAGUUGCAAAACAAGCGAUUCUACUGUAUUACUUUUUUGAUCGGCAUUGGAAGAUGCCAGACGGAACUUGGAGGCACAUUGUAGAUGACUUUGCAGCUACAUUUGGUAUAAGUAGGCAUGCAUUACUUGAAUCGUUUGCAUUUUAUCUUCUGGAUGACCACACGGAUGAAACUCUAAAGGAAGCUUGUCUUCUUCUUCCUGAGAUUGCAAACUCGUCAACUCAUCCUAAGAUUGCUCAAGUGCUAUUAGAAAGGCAAGCACCAGAAAUGGCUCUGAUGGUCUUGCGGUGGUCUGGGCGUGAUGGAUCACAGAUGGUUUCACUUAGUGAGGCUGUUACUGCAGUUCGGGUGAGGGUUGAGUGUGGACUUCUGACUGAAGCUUUUAUGCAUCAGAGGAUGCUCUGCACCAAAGUCAGGGAAAAGAAGUGGAAAGAUGAACUACCUGAGGAUGCUCCCAGUGAGUUAAAAUGUGCUUGGGAGGACUGGGUGGAGGUACUGGUUACUGAAAUUUGUUGUCUUUGCGUUAAGAGAAAGUUGGUAGACCGGAUGAUAGAGUUCCCUUGGAAUUCAGAUGAAGAGAAACACAUCCAUAAAUGUCUUUUAGAAUGUGCAGUCAAUGACCCGUCGACAACCAUUGGAAGUCUUCUUGUUGUAUUUUAUCUUCAGCGCUACAGAUAUGCUGAGGCAUGCCAAGUUGAUCUCAAACUUCAGAAUAUGGAGCAAGAUUUCAUUUCAAAGAAUUCCGUCAGUGAAGAAGUUUUAUCCAGAAUGAGAUCUAUUAGUCAUUGGAGAACAGGGCUUGUUGCGAAAUCCAUUGAAUUGCUCCCUCAAGUCCAACAGCAGCAAGCAAAGACUGGAAAAAUGUUGUCUGAGAUCUAUAACGUUUCUGGGGAACAAGUUAAAGCGCCUGUCAAGUCUGAUCUUCCUAUGUUAGAAAGGCCAAAGUCAAGCAGUUUGUUGAUUCCCCCAAAUGCUGAUUCUUCUCUUUUUCUGCAGACAAAUCAUAAAACUCCAUUUAACUCAUCAGUCCUUGAAUCUCCAACACGACUUGAUGGAUCCAUCAACAAAUCUCAGUUUGAACUUGGUAACUCUGGCUCUCCAUCAAUUCUCCAAGAAAGGUUGUUCACAACUGCAAGAAAAGGAGUGAAGCCACAAAUGAGCAAUCACAAGAAUGAUAAAUAUGAUAAAACCCCAACUCAUGGAAUUCCUCGUGUUAGUCACAUGAGUGCUGCACCAUUAAAGGAUAUCAGCAGAACUUCAUUGGGAGUUCUUGCUGACAAUGACCUGCAUCAUGGUCCAUUUGAUAGCGACUUACCAGAAAUGGAACAAUAUGGGUUCACUGAGCAACUGCAAAAGAGAAAUCCCCACUAUUCCCUGAAGGUUACAGCUAACGUAAUUGCUAUCUCUGGUGGCAAUGGCGGGUUUCCUACUGAUUCUGUACAGGUGGCUGGUAAAAAGAUCCAUCCUAAAAGAUCAGAUGGACUUUGGGGCACGACUUCUGGAGAUGAUGCUAUGGAUAUUGGUUCAAGUGGUAGAGAAAAGGGGUUCACUGUUGAUGAGGGAAAUGUGAAUGGGGGGCUAAGAUGGAGGUCCGAUGAAUCCAGUGAUGAAGAAGAGGAUAGAGCUGUUAAAUUAGCUUCUUAUACAACUCCCAGAAGAGGGGUUAGAAGAAGUAGGUUUGCUAGAAGAUGAAGAUUGAUGGUGUCCAUUUGGGAAAUUAUUGAGCUGUUGAUAAUCUAUUGUUGCUCCUCGAUAAAAUGUGUGAGCAGGAAGCAGCACGAGUGAGCAGUGAAACAAAGCCUCAAAACCUUUUUCGUUCAAGAGGGCUGCGCUGCUAAGGCGUCUUAGAAGUUCCAUUGAGGUAGAUGAAUACUAUAUAUCAUAUGCUGAUUCAUAGACAAAAAAUGAGAUUGGAGUCAUCUUAAUUUCUUCUUGCCGGCCGAUGAUCAAAUGUGGAUUCUUGGCAUGGGCUGCAUUUUUGUACGAUGUCAAGCAAUUCAGUUCUUGUAUCGCUUUCUUCUUUUCUCUUUAGUAGUUACCAGCAUUUUUGUAACUUGUAAUAUAUAGAUGCCAAUUACCAAUUUUAUGCUGCUUUCUCUGAUGUAAACAUCUUCUGUUCCCUUUUUAUUUGGGGCUGAAGAUGUCGUCCCUCAGUCCCAAAAGGGGUGGAUGAAAAUUUAAAGACAGGAAAGGAAUUGGAAUUGAAACUGCCACCGGUAAUACGAAUGAUAAACCUCCUUAUCUGUAAAA